This is a messenger RNA of Cuscuta campestris, 1332 nucleotides long. Lineage: Eukaryota; Viridiplantae; Streptophyta; Magnoliopsida; Solanales; Convolvulaceae. The record is from the annotation of a GenBank genome assembly.
CAGACUUUAUUUUUGUCAUCAAUCUCCAAUAAAAAUUUAAUUUUCGGAGGAUGGAGCUCAGUCUUUUUUGGAAAUGAUGAGGAGCCAUUGUAAAUGCUAAAUGCUCUGACAAGUCUUCCAAACGUCAAAACCCCUCAAAUUCUAUCAGAUAGAAAUUGGCAAGGGUGAUCGGAGAGAUCAUCGGUCGAGAUGGCGGGCGAGGAAGUGAGCAACAAGCAAAUUAUCCUGAAAAACUACGUCUCCGCCGGAAUUCCCAAGGAGUCCGACAUGGAAUUACGGACCACCACCCUGCAGCUAAAGGCUCCCGAAGGAUCCAACGCCGUGCUGGUUAAGAAUCUCUAUCUUUCCUGCGACCCUUACAUGCGCACCCGCAUGAGAAACAUCCAGGGAAGCUAUGUCGAGUCCUUCACUCCUGGAUCUCCCAUUGUGGGAUAUGGAGUGGCAAGAGUGGUGGAUUCUGAUCAUUCCAACUUCAAGAAAGGUGACUUAGUCUGGGGAUUCACUGGAUGGGAGGAGUAUAGCAUUGUCACUGCCACAAGCUCUCUCUUCAAAAUCCAGCACACUGAUGUUCCGCUUUCUUACUACACUGGACUCCUUGGAAUGCCGGGUAUGACAGCUUAUGCAGGGUUUUACGAGGUUUGCUGUCCCAAGAAAGGGGAAACUGUCUUUGUUUCAGCUGCAUCCGGAGCGGUCGGCCAGCUUGUUGGGCAAUUUGCAAAGCUCUGUGGUUGCUAUGUUGUUGGUAGUGCUGGUACCAAAGAAAAGGUGGAAUUAUUGAAGAACAAAUUUGGGUUUGACGAAGCUUUUAACUACAAAGAGGAGCAAGACUUGGAUGCAGCUUUGAAAAGGUUAUUUCCCAAUGGAAUUGAUAUUUACUUUGAGAACGUGGGAGGGAAAAUGCUUGAUGCCGUUCUCCUCAACAUGAACCUUCAUGGGCGAAUCGCCGUGUGUGGAAUGAUAUCGCAAUACAAUCUAGAAGAGCCAGAAGGUGUCAACAACUUAUUCUGCCUCAUAACAAAGCGAAUCCGCAUGGAAGGCUUCCUGGUCUUUGACCACUAUCAUCUCUAUCCAAAGUUUCUGGAGAUGAUCCUGCCGUGCAUUAAGGAAGGGAAGGUUAGGUACGUGGAGGAUGUUGCCGAGGGGCUUGAGAGUGCUCCGGCUGCUCUGGUCGGCCUCUUCACUGGCCGGAAUGUUGGGAAACAGUUGGUUGUUGUUUCUCGCGAAUCGGAGGCGUGAACAUCAUUGGUAAUGUGUGUUUUUCUUGUCUGUCUAUGAACAAACAAAUAAAUACUCCUAUAAGAAUUAAUGCGUAAAUGAAUUGUUCAUUAUAAU